CCCGCCCACCCGCGGGCCGCGAAGCCCCUCGCGCGCCCCUCCCAGCACGCCGCCCCGGGCGCGCAGGUGCGUGAGGCGGCGCCGCCCGGACCCGGCGGACGAGGCCCCGCCAUGGAGCACAUCCGCACGCCCAAGGUUGAAAAUGUACGCUUGGUAGAUCGAGUGUCUUCUAAAAAGGCAACACUGGGUACUUUGUAUUUGACCGCCACUCAUGUCAUAUUUGUGGAAAAUGCACCUGAUACAAGAAAAGAAACAUGGAUUCUUCAUAGUCAGAUCUCCACCAUUGAGAAGCAAGCAACAACUGCUACUGGCUGUCCUCUGCUUAUUCGCUGUAAGAACUUCCAGAUCAUACAACUUGUCAUACCACAAGAAAGAGAUUGCCAUGACGUGUACAUCUCUUUGAUUCGUCUUGCACGGCCGGUGAAAUAUGAGGAGUUGUACUGCUUUUCAUUCAACCCCAAGCUGGAUAAAGAAGAAAGAGAGCAAGGCUGGAUGCUAAUUGAUCUUGGUGAAGAAUACAAGCGAAUGGGCCUCCCCAAUAAUUAUUGGCAGCUCAGCGAUGUGAACAGAGACUAUAGAGUUUGUGACUCCUAUCCCACUGAAGUGUACGUUCCCAAAUCAGCCACAGCACACAUCAUUGUGGGAAGUUCCAAGUUCCGGAGCAGACGGCGAUUUCCCGCCCUUUCUUACUACUAUAAAGAUAACCAUGCCGCCAUCUGCCGAAGCAGCCAGCCCCUCUCUGGCUUCAGUGCCCGGUGCCUAGAGGACGAGCAGAUGCUCCAGGCCAUCCGGAAGGCCAAUCCGGGAAGCGACUUCGUUUACGUGGUGGACACGAGGCCUAAACUUAAUGCAAUGGCAAACCGUGCUGCAGGGAAAGGCUAUGAGAAUGAAGACAAUUAUUCCAAUAUCAAGUUUCAGUUUAUCGGGAUAGAGAACAUUCAUGUCAUGAGGAGCAGUCUGCAGAAAAUGCUGGAAGUGUGUGAGCUAAAGUCUCCGUCCAUGAGUGAUUUUCUGUGGGGCCUGGAGAACUCUGGUUGGUUGAGGCACAUUAAAGCCAUCAUGGAUGCCGGGAUUUUCAUUGCCAAGGCAGUGUCAGAGGAAGGGGCCAGUGUGCUGGUGCACUGUUCCGAUGGCUGGGACAGGACUGCUCAGGUGUGCUCGCUGGCGAGCCUGCUUCUGGACCCUCACUACCGAACACUGCGGGGCUUCAUGGUUCUGAUUGAAAAGGACUGGACCUCCUUUGGACAUAAGUUUAAUCACAGAUAUGGCAAUCUGGAUGGCGACCCAAAAGAAAUCUCCCCAGUGAUGGACCAGUUCAUCGAGUGCGUGUGGCAGCUGAUGGAGCGAUGCCCCUGUGCCUUUGAGUUCAAUGAGAGGUUUUUGAUUCACAUUCAGCAUCACAUUUAUUCCUGCCAAUUUGGAAAUUUCCUUUGUAAUAGCCAAAAGGAGCGACAAGAACUCAAAAUUCAAGAAAGAACAUAUUCCUUAUGGUCUCACCUCUGGAAGAACCGAGCGGACUAUCUGAAUCCUCUGUUUCGAACUGCUCACGAUCAGACUCAGGAAAGUCUUCGCCUCCCUACAGCUCCCUGCAACUUCACGUACAAGUUCUGGAGUGGAAUGUAUAACCGCUUUGAAAAGGGGAUGCAGCCCCGACAGUCUGUCACAGACUACCUCAUGGCAGUAAAGGAGGAGUCCCAGCAGCUGGAGGAAGAACUGGAGGCUCUAGAAGAAAGACUGGAAAAGAUUCAAAAAGUCCAGUUGAGUGGCACUAAAGUGAAGAGUAAGCCAAGCGAGCUCAGCAAACACGCAGGGUUUUCUACCUCAGAUAACAGCUUGGCCAACACACCCCAGGACUACAGUGGGAACAUGAAGUCAUUUCCAUCCAGGAGCCCUUCACAGGGGGAUGAAGAUUCGGCUCUCAUCCUAACUCAAGACAACCUGAAAAGCUCAGAUCCCGAUCUGUCUGUGAACAGUGACCAAGAGUCUGGGGUGGAGGAUUUGAGCUGUCGGUCUCCAAGUGGUGGCGAGCGUGCACCAAGUGAAGACAGCGGUAAGGACCGGGACUCUGACGAAGCUGUGUUUCUCACUGCCUGAAGUUUCUUUGGGGAGUUCCAAAGUGAAGGACAUAUAGAAACACUACCAAAAAUAAGGGAACCGUGCAAUUUAAACUAAAAAUAACGCAAGAAAUGGUUGUGUCAUCAAGAAUUAGAGUGCACCUUUGAAAUUGGAGAAAAAAAUUCCAACACGUAAUUUUUUUAGAUGCUGAGCAACAGAAGUAUCCAUUUGUUUAUCAAAUCUAUGGGAAAUUAUUGUUUUGAUGCUCUUUCUAGGCUGUGAAAAUUGUAAUCACUACAGAGCUAUUACAUUUAUCCUCACUUAAGGUAUCAAUAGAAAUCUUCCUUGCCAGGGCAUGCAUCUACUCAGCAAACCUCGGUCCCUCCCCUCACGCUCUGUGGGUGAGCAUCUUCCCCUUUGUUUCACUUCCACGUGCAAUUUGUGUUUUCUGAAAUAUUUGACCUUACCUUUCCUUUUGACCUUUUUACCACUAUGUCUAAAGAUUAGGUAUAUUGUUGAGAAUAUACACUUUUUGGUUACUAUAUGUAUUCCUAACAAGCUUUGAAUGUCUUAAAGCUUAUCCUUCAGGUACAAUAAUCACUUCUAACUUUUCCUUAGAAUUGUUAUUGUUUUGUUGCCUCUCUCUGGAAUAUGUUUCUCCUCAUUAAAAAAAAAAUUUAUAAUUCAGUUUUUCUCUAAAAUGAGUUUAAUAUUAUAAAGUAGAAGCAACACGCAUUUUCUGAGUCUUCUAUCUGAAUUCAGAUCAUAUUAACGUUCUUAACCUUUUACUGCUGUUACAGAGGCUACAUCACAAAGACCCUAUCAGCCAACUGCCAGCCCGACCCCAAAGCAUAACACUGUACAGUCAGUGGGGUAAACAUCGCCAAGGGGAAAUCUCAGUUAGGAAACAGAGAAUCUGGUGGUCUUGAGGAGUUAGCAAUGUAAGUUAUGGUAUCUGUCAUUUUAGAAAUUAUGUUACUGGUUAGUGUUUUGAUUAACAUUAACUCAUGACUGCUGAUUGCUAAAGGUCAGUUCUGAAAGUUUUUGCUUUGUUAAAAUGCACAUUUUAACAGAAUCAUUUGCUGUCUUAUACUUUUUAAAAACAGAACUUUGUUAAGUGACUUAAAUUUUUCAUGUAAAAAAAGGUGGAGAAACAUUGCUGUUUGAAGAGAACAACUGUAUUCAUGCUUUAUGGUUUUGAAAUGAUACAUUGUAAAAUAUAAAGGAAUUAAACAUAAUUUGUAUAAUUUAUAUCAGUAUUUUAAAUAUGUGAAAAACUAUAGAAGAAUGUAUUAAACUUUGCUGAAAUAGGACCAAGGUAAAAAAGGGCAAGAAAGUCACAAUGCUGAACUAUUUAGUAUGAAAGAUUGGAGUGUAGUGAUAUGUAUGAAUGAAACAAUAUAGUAUAAUUGCAAUUGUGUUGUUCAUCCUAUUUAAGAAUAAUACAUGAAAAAUCUGUAAUAUAGAAGCACUGUAUACAAAUCAAAGCAAAUGUAAUUCUUUUAAAAUAUAAAAUUUCAGCAUUUUCUGUUGAAAGUUCCCAAAUUAAUUAUAAGGAAUGUGUUUUGUUUUCUAUUUUCUGUGUUAUAUAGUGUAUGUAAGAGGGACUACAUGGCUAAUAAAUACUUAGGAAAUAGUA
This is a messenger RNA of Perognathus longimembris pacificus (Pacific pocket mouse), 3694 nucleotides long. RefSeq names its product myotubularin related protein 7 (gene Mtmr7). The record is from RefSeq and is a predicted model, not a curated record. The transcript has 14 exons. NCBI's taxonomy places the organism in Eukaryota, Metazoa, Chordata, Mammalia, Rodentia, Heteromyidae. The coding region runs from base 112 to 2094 and encodes 660 amino acids. Gene Ontology annotation, molecular function: phosphatidylinositol phosphate phosphatase activity. Gene Ontology annotation, biological process: phosphatidylinositol dephosphorylation.